CCACAGUUCUUUAGUGCACCUGUUCUUUUCCGCGGGAAACGAUAUCACAAUUUGUUGAUCAACAUAUAGGCCAAAUAUAAAUAAAAUCAACAUGGAUCAAAGUAAAUUUGAGGCAGAUCGGACAAAAAAAUGUAUUUUAGAAUCAGAAGCACCAGAAUGUACAAAGUCAAAGCCAUGCUGGCUGGGAAUCGAUGAAGCGGGAAGGGGUCCAGUUUUAGGUCCUAUGGUGUAUGGAACAUGUUACAGUCCUCUAACAAGUGGUGAUUUAUUGAAAGAAAUGGGAUUAGCAGAUUCAAAGACAUUAAGUGAAGAACAGAGAGAUAGUAUGUUUGAGAAGAUUCAUAAAGCUAGUGAUAAAGUUGGAUGGAUGGUUGAAAUACUCCCACCAACAUAUAUCUCAAAUAGUAUGCUUAGAAGGAUCAAGUAUAAUUUGAAUGCGUUAUCACAUGAUUGUGCUAUUGGAUUAAUAGAAAAAGUUUUAGCAAAAGGUGUCAAUGUACAAGAGAUAUACGUAGAUACUGUUGGUGAUCCAAUGAAAUACCAGAAUAAAUUAAAAGAUCUUUUUCCCAAUAUUUCCAUCACAGUAGCUAAAAAGGCUGAUGCUACCUAUCCUAUAGUCAGUGGUGCCAGUAUCUGUGCUAAGGUUGCACGUGAUUAUUCAGUAAAGAAUUGGAUAUUUGCUGAAGAUAUUGAUACAGAAGGUUUAGUUUAUGGGUCAGGUUAUCCCUCAGAUCCAAAUACUAAGAAAUUUAUGUCGAGUAGUUUAGAUAAAGUGUUUGGUUUUACACAGUUUGUGAGAUUUAGUUGGUCAACAGCAGCAUUAAUAAUAGAGAAAGAGGGUGUACAAGUCAGAUGGGAAGAUGAUGAUGAUGAAGAGGAAAAUAAAGAUGCUAAAGGAAGUGCUAGUUUACUUACAUUUUUCAAAAGGUCAGAUGAUGACCCCAAGUUACACAGACAUCAAUAUUUUACAGAUAGAUGUUUAACUAGCCUAACUAAUUUAUAGUACAUAACAUUAAAGAGCUAAUUGUGUAUAUACAUGUAAUUAAAUACUUUGAUACAAGGAAAACACUUUAAAAAUGUUAA
Messenger RNA from Patella vulgata (common limpet), 1083 nucleotides. RefSeq names its product ribonuclease H2 subunit A. Gene Ontology annotation, molecular function: RNA-DNA hybrid ribonuclease activity; RNA binding. Gene Ontology annotation, cellular component: ribonuclease H2 complex. The coding region runs from base 92 to 1003 and encodes 303 amino acids. The transcript has 8 exons. Lineage: Eukaryota; Metazoa; Mollusca; Gastropoda; Patellidae. The record is from RefSeq and is a predicted model, not a curated record. Gene Ontology annotation, biological process: mismatch repair; DNA replication, removal of RNA primer.